AUGGCCGCCCGUGGCAGAGAUGCCAUCGCCUGGUACCAGAAGAAGAUUGGAGCCUAUGACCAACAGAUAUGGGAAAAGUCUAUAGAACAGACUGAGAUGAAGGGCUUCAAAAACAAACCCAAAAAAAAGGGCCACAUACAGCCUGAUCUGAUAGAUGUUGACUUAAUCAGAGGCUCCACAUUUGCCAAAGCCAAGCCUGAAAUCCCGUGGACGUCACUAACUAGAAAGGGGAUUGUGCGGGUUGUGUUUUUUCCAUUAUUCAGCCGGUGGUGGAUACGGGUUACAUCCCAGCGUAUUUUUAUGUGGCUUCUGGUCCUGUACCUCAUGCAAGUUAUAGCAGUCGUGUUGUAUUUCAUGAUACCUGUUGCGAGUGCAAGUGAAAUCAUUGGACCAAUGUGCCUUAUGCUACUGAUGGGAACUGUUCACUGUCAGAUCGUGUCCACCCAGAUCAACAAACCCCCGGGAACCAAUGGAAGCAGCAGCAGCAGGAGGCGGAGAAAAUUACGCAAACCUGUGGGUAGUGAUGGGAGCAGAGAUGCUGGCAGCUGGUCUUCCUCUGACAAAGCCAAUAAAGGAGACAAGCAGUUGGAACCUACAUCCAUUAUCAACAGUUGGUUUGGCAUGCUCUUCCGCAGGAGGUUAAGGAGGGUGAAAUUGGUAGCUGAUAAAGGGACUGAAACAGAAAGUGGUGUGAGUUCUGUGUAUAAUGGCAUUAAGCACAGACUUUCCAGAUCCGAAUAUAGGCUGCUGCAUUUCAAAGAGAGAGAGAGACUUUCAGAUGGGGAGAAGAGUCAUCGGGAUGGCGGCACACAUAUGGGUGGCAUUUCUGAUGAGCUGUCAAGUGAGGAGGAUGCUGAAGCCAUGGCACAGAGGAUUUUGUUACGCAGAAGUGUAGAAGGGGCCUCCAGUGACAAUAGCUAUGAAGACAAGAAUAGGAGACCUCUUACUACUUCAAAUCAGUCAGUUUCACAGGUAGUCAAUCAAGCCAUUAAAGGUACCAGAGAGUCCGAUAGUGUGGUAGAAUCUGAACUAGACUCAACAGCCUUUAGUCAGGAAUCAAGGUCUUGUUUUAGUGGUGGGUCCCAGAGCUGCAGUGUGUCUCGGAGGGACUCUGAAAGCACCCGCCAUGACUCUGAGACAGAGGACAUGCUCUGGGAUGACCUGCUUCAUGGACCAGAGUGCCGUUCUUCCUACACCAGUGACAGCGAGGAAGGGAAUGUAAAAGGAAGUAAACGGGACCUGAAAGACGAUGUUUUCCAACAGAACCAUUUGUUCUGGCUUCAGAAUACGAGCCCUGCAUCUGCAAAAGUAAGUGCCCUGAUCUGGGAGGGAAGUGAGUGCAAGAAGGUGGACAUGUCUGCGCUGGAGAUCAGCGGGAUUAUCAUGAGCAGAGUUAAUGCCUAUCAGCAGGGAGUAGGCUAUCAGAUGCUGGGAAACGUUGUCACCAUUGGGUUAGCAUGUCUUCCUUUCCUCUACCGGCUCUUCCAUGCAAAGAAUCUUGAACAGCUGCGAUCCAUUUCAGUGAAGGAACUUUUGAAUAUCUUUUGUGGGGCUCCUACCGUCACCCCUGUCAUUGUCUUGGCUGUGAUUAACUUCCUUGAGCGUCUCUGCCUGACUUGGAUGUUUUUCUUUAUGAUGUGUGUUGCUGAGAGAACGUACAAACAGCGGUUUUUGUUUGCCAAACUUUUUAGUCACAUAACAUCUGCCCGGAAAGCCAGGAAGUAUGAAAUCCCCCACUUCAGACUCAAGAAGGUGGAGAAUAUUAAAAUUUGGUUAUCACUGCGCUCCUAUCUAAAGAGGAGAGGGCCCCAGCGAUCUGUGGAUGUAGUUGUCUCUUCAAUCUUUUUAUUGGCUCUAUCAAUUGCUUUCAUAUGCUGUGCACAGGUUUUAAAAGGGCACAAAACCUUCCUGAAUGCGGCUUACAACUGGGAGUUCCUCAUCUGGGAAACAGCCCUCCUCCUUUUUCUACUGCGCCUGGCAUCACUGGGCUCUGAAACUAACAAAAAAUAUAGUAAUAUUUCAAUCCUGCUCACUGAACAGAUCAACUUAUACCUAAAGAUGGAAAAGAAGCCAAACAAGAAAGAACAGCUCUCCCUAGUGAACAAUGUUUUAAAACUGUCUACAAAGCUACUGAAGGAGUUAGACACACCAUUUAGACUCUAUGGCCUGACUAUGAACCCUUUAAUCUACAACAUCACACGAGUUGUGAUCCUGUCUGCCAUAUCAGGCGUUAUAAGUGAUCUUCUUGGAUUCAAUAUCAGAUUAUGGAAAAUCAAACCAUGAACUGGCCAAGGCUCAGCCCUCAAUGCUGUGAGGAUUAUCAAACCAUCAGGACGACACUGGAU
Molecule: messenger RNA, 2345 nt
Organism: Emys orbicularis (European pond turtle)
Lineage: Eukaryota; Metazoa; Chordata; Testudines; Emydidae
Gene: PHTF1
Product: putative homeodomain transcription factor 1
Exons: 18
Coding region: 1-2283 (760 amino acids)
Cellular component (GO): endoplasmic reticulum
Source: RefSeq, a predicted model, not a curated record